Molecule: messenger RNA, 897 nt
Organism: Mesorhabditis spiculigera
Lineage: Eukaryota; Metazoa; Nematoda; Chromadorea; Rhabditida; Rhabditidae
Source: the annotation of a GenBank genome assembly
AUGGACUUUUUGCCCUUUCCCCAUGCCGAGCAGCUGCCAGACCCCUUCGAACUGGGCUUCAAGAGGCAGCCCAAUUUUUGGUGUCCAAAUCUUGUGUGGGUGGCACUGUUGUUGGCCAUUCCCGGAGCCCUGGGCUUUUUUGCCGCGUGGGCAGUAGAAGUUGACCACACAAAACCCACGAAAUUGGUCGGGUGCGGAGAACUUACGAUCGAAUGCGAAGAUGAUGAGAUUCCAUGCCAGCCUUUGGAGAGCCAGGCGGGAUUUCCAUCCGAGCUGCGCUGCACCUAUCGGACAUUCCUCUUCAUGAUCAAUGAUAGCUAUGUGAAUGCCGACCCGGUCACGGGCAGCAUGUACGCCAUGUCCGAUACCGAUGAGUGGCCGUAUACAAAAAAUAUCUGGCUUGAGAUGACGACUCCAGAGAGGACAUACGCUUAUCAGCUCUCCAAUUUCACUUCACAAGUGCUUCAGAUGAGUCCGGUGUUUGACACAAGUUGGAUGGCACUAACUAUUGCCAAUCGGAAUGUUGAUGAAACCUGGAACAGCCCGAUGGGUGCGCUCAUCCACUUGCAAGCCGAUCUGCCGGAAGCCGAAAUCUACCUCUUCCGGGCCAUACGACAGACAAGUAUCCAAUGCACGCGUGUUGAUGCUGAUAAACUGCUGAUGCUCACUAUCCUCAUCCCCUCCGGAAACAUCGUUAUGAGUAACUUCGACCUGGAUGGGGAUUGGAAGAUCAGCAUAAUGGAGCAAGGAAGUGGGGCUUUUGAUGUCCGUUCACUAUAUGUAUGGACAGAUGCGAACAUAACCGAAAUCAAGGACGAAAAGGUAAACGUGAAAAGCAGCGCCGUGACAAUCUACGGUUUGGACGCCUCGUCCAUAUCAUUCUUCAUCGAAGAAACC